AUGAUUGUCACAAAACUUCGUUACUGGUUUUAUUCAUUCCUAGUUCGCUUAUUCAUCUUGAAAUUUUUCCUCUUUUUUGCCCUCAGUCACUACCCCGUCAGUCAGUCCCAAUUCUACACAGGACACACGGACGGUGAGUCAAUCUAUUCAUACUUUAGUCAACAGGAAAUCUGCUCUCCUGGACCCCAACAUCAGCAUCUGAAUCCACUGCCAGAGGAGCACCAGUUGGCCGGCUUCUCUGAGGCUUUUAGCCAAACUCUGGAUCCUGCAUUGCCCACCGGCAGUCCCAACGGUCCUAGCCAGCACGAUCAGAUGGCUGGUCUUGUUGGAGGUGGUGGAAAACCGCAUCACCAUCGUCGUCGUCGGCGAAAACAGCCGCAUGGAGGAACACCAACUGGUACUGGCCUCGGGACUCCUGGUGAUAAUGGUGCCGGUGCAAGUCCGGGCCAGGACCAGACAAAUUCUUUGCUGGUACCAGAUCAAACCAGCGUUGUCGGUAAUGAAGAACAAAGAAGUGGAGUUAUUUGCCUGGGACAAAUGAGCGGUGGACAACCAGGUUUUGUGGAGACGAGGUCCGGCCAGCAAGAACAGCAUAUUGACCAGGCAUGA
Molecule: messenger RNA, 609 nt
Organism: Protopolystoma xenopodis
Lineage: Eukaryota; Metazoa; Platyhelminthes; Monogenea; Polystomatidea; Polystomatidae
Source: the annotation of a GenBank genome assembly